Messenger RNA from Dictyostelium purpureum, 827 nucleotides. RefSeq lists its product as uncharacterized. Bases 85 to 738 code for a protein of 217 amino acids. The record is from RefSeq and is a predicted model, not a curated record. The transcript has 2 exons. NCBI's taxonomy places the organism in Eukaryota, Evosea, Eumycetozoa, Dictyosteliales, Dictyosteliaceae.
AUCAAAAAUAAAUAAAUAAAUUAAAAUUAUAUAAAAUAAAUAUACAGAUUUAUAAAUCAAAAAAAAAAAAAAAAAAGAAAAAAAAUGAAAACCAUUAUAAAUUUUUUUACAACACUAGUUUUAAUUAUAUUCCUAUUAAAUAUCAACAAUAGUAAUGGGCAAUAUACAAAUGAUAUUUGUGAAGUUUAUACAAAUAUUACAGGUUUAAUUAAAACUGAAAAUGUCGUAGUCCCACAAGUUUGUUUUAGAAUUGUACCAUCGCUCGGUAAUGCAUAUCUUAGUGAUUCAAUUACUAUCAACAUUCUUGGUGCAACUAUUGGAGAAAAUUCACAACUUAAAGUUUUCCAAGGUUCUGACUUUAUUAAUGGUGAUCCAAUUUUAGUAAUUAAUGAAACCUUAACUGAUGCAUUAGAACCAAUUACAAUUAAAAAUGGUAUGGUUAUUUUAUUUUUAGAUAGUGUUUCAAGUGAUCCAAAUACCCCUGUAGGUGAUUGUUUAUUAACUGUUUCAUAUGCUUCUUCGACUGAAAAACAUUUAAAACCAUCCGUUGUUGGAUUAAUUUCAGUUGCAGUUGCAUUUGGUGUACCAUUAUUUAUUUUCUCAAUUAUUAAAUGUCUCAUUCCAAAGAGUACCAAAAAAGAAAAAGCAAAUUCAAUUAAAAAAGUAUUCUUUUGGAUUUCUUUUAUUUUAGGUUUAGUAUUUUUAGCAAUGAUUUUAUCAAGAAAAGUUGGUGUAUAAAAAAACUAUUAUUUAUUAUCAAAACAUACACAAAACUCUGUUAUAUAUUAUAAUGUCUAAAAUAAAAUUGUAAAUUUAUCUUUAAAACC